This is a messenger RNA of Drosophila gunungcola (fruit fly), 2914 nucleotides long. RefSeq lists its product as uncharacterized. NCBI's taxonomy places the organism in Eukaryota, Metazoa, Arthropoda, Insecta, Diptera, Drosophilidae. The record is from RefSeq and is a predicted model, not a curated record. The transcript has 3 exons. Bases 630 to 2558 code for a protein of 642 amino acids.
GUUUAACAACACUGUCCACCAGUUCGACGCAGUCUGGCAGCAUUGAUCGUCUAUUCCUAUUUUUGAAUCCAACCGAAGGGAAUUCCGAUUUGACAAGCGCCACAAGUUUGAAUUUAAUAAAUCGCGAUUCGUGAAAAGUGGCAGGCAACCGUUACUCGUAAAAGAUUAGGGAAUCCAAAUAUACCGCUUGCAGGAAUAAAUAGACGAAAUUCGAAGUCCCAAUCAAAACAACAACCGCAAAAUAAGCAAAAGCAAUAACCAACAACCAACCGACAACAACCUUCCAGUUCGGAGCUCGUGGAAUGCGGCUGAGCAAGUUGGAGCUGUUGCCACCAAUUCUUUACCAGUGUGUGGUUGUGGUGUGUGGUGUGCGGUGUGUUGUGUGAGGCAGGAGCAGUCGCAUCGCGUGUGUAACGUGUGCUUGUGAGUUGAGCAGGUUUGCAGUGGGCACAGUGGGUCGCUUCGUAUGCCACGACAAGUCCUUUGAUAUAAAUGCACCUCGAAACUGUUUCCAAAUCUGUGGCACGAUUCGGAUAUAACUCCUAUUCGGACGAUUAGUACUGUUUUCGCGCAAGGUCCUUGGCAGCCAGUCCAGAAUGUGAUCGGAGUGAGGGGCCAAACCGCCGGAAAUGCUGAAGCACGCCUCGACGACGAGCAGUGCCGCUGCGACCGCCACCGGUGCCGUGGCGAUAAACCCGCUGUCCACUUUGCUGGGCGGCCAGCUGCUGCGCACCGCCGCCGCCGCCAACAGCAGCAGCAGCAGCAGCCACAUCAAUUGCAAUGGCAACAGUAACUGCAACAGCAAUUGCAACAGCAACGGCAAUAGCAACGGCAACGGCAACAGCAACACGAAUAGCAACAGCAACAGCAAUAGCAGCAGCAACAACCACACUGGAAGCAGUGGCAGUGGCCACAACACACCCCCAGUUGUGGAAACGGAAGUGGGUAUCGCUACCACUGGUAAUGCAACUGCCACCACCACUGGCAGCAACAGCAACACUAACACCAACGGUAGCUCACCGACACCAGCAGCAGCAGCAGCAGCAGCAGCAGCAACAGCAGCUGCCGUGGCCAGCACCGCGCGCAACAUCCACCUGCGACCGCCGCAGCCGUUGAACAUAUCCGCCCUGAAUGCCUCCGCUUCGAGCACGCUGCUCAACGAGAACGGCGGUCGCGUGGGCAAUUCCUCCACGCUGCUGAACAUUGUCCCGCCCAGUACGCCGCUCAAGCCGCUGACACCGCUUACACCACUGACCCCGCUGACCCCGCUCACCCCGCUCACCCAGCUGACCCCCAAUGGACACUUUCUGGGCAAUGGGAGCGUUCACCACCACACCUACACGAAUCAGCACAUCCUGGCCAGCAGUGGUGGCCACCAGCAGCAUCACCAGCAGCAGCAGCAACAGCAACAACAGCAGCAACAGCAGCAACAUCUGUCGCAGCAACAUCAUGGGCAAACGCAACAGCCUGCACAGGCGCAGACGCACAACCUCAGCCAGGUGCCGCUCAACAACUACAGGAACUACGGCCACCUGACCGCCAAUCCUGUGCGCCACAAGCUGCCCAAAUCGGGACCCUCGCCCCGCGAGGCACUCACCAGCCUGGGACUCCUCUGCCUCAUUUCCCUGCUUCUGGCGCUGCUGUCGCUCAUCUUCCUGCUGAGAAUCUCGCCGAACGGACGCGAGGACGCCAUGGGUCGGGGCGCCAGCGGCGAGGACUUCAUCGUGGUAUACGACGUCACCCUGGCUCUGGGGGCACUCUCCCUGUCGCUGAACCUGUGCUGCCUGCUGGUCUGCGCCAUCCAGUUCCUGUUCGCCGUGAAGCUGCGCGAGCCGGCCUUCGAGGGCAGGGAGAACCAGUACCUGGCCAAGUCCAGUGCCAGCCGCACCUGCGCCGUCAGCGGCUUCUUCAUCUCCAUACCGGUCUUCCUCACCGGCCUCAUUCUGUACACCUUCAGUCACUUCCACUCGACGCCGGCGAUCGUCACCAGCCUGCUGAUUGGCGUGGGCAUCGUCUUCUGCGGCGGCGCCAUGGUGCACAACGUCUUUGUGUGGCAGCGCGAGAAGACCAUCAGCUAUAGGGGUGCUCCGCCGGGACUGGCGCACAAUUUGUCGGUGAUAUCGGGCGCCCAAAUGCCGCUGCCGCUGCAGCUGCCCGUGGCAAUGUCCCUGCCCCUGGCCAUGGCGCCAGGUCCUCCGUUCCACGGAUACCAGGGCCACCAGGUGGUGCCCAAUCUGGUGCCGCCCUCCGUGACGGCAGUGUCGCCCAAUCACUCGCACGGCAGCUUCAAUCCGCUGCUCAGCAGCAAUCUGCUCAACGGCGGUACAGGCGGAGGUUGCUGCGGUGGCGGAGGAGGAGGAGGAGGAGGAGGAGGAGCUAUGGGGGCCAUUAACUCGUCGUUCCUGGUGCGUCCUGCCACGGCCACGCCGCCCACGCCCACGCCCAGGAUCCUGACGGCUGGACGCGAGGCCAGCGGAUCAGUGAGUCCCGGCAUCCCGCCCACGCUGGACAUGAGCAACAUGUCCGUCCUGCUGCACGAGCUCUCCACGCUCGUCUAGACCCGGAGUCCCAAUCCAAAUCAAAGCCCGAAUCUGAAGUAGACUAAGCAUAUAGACUUACAAAUGGACGAUAUCCACCGCCCACAUCCACAUCUUGCCGAAUCGUAGAUUUAAGAACGCCUCUUGUAAAUAUCUGUACAUAUGUAUGCAUCCGAGCUAUCGAACAAAUAGCAUCGUUGUAAGUAAAAGUAAUACACAACUGCAAAGCCAUUUUAGUUUAAUUCAAUUUUCCGGUUGGCGGAUUAAUUGUAUCCUAGUUAUUUUUCAAGCUAUACUUUAUAUACUAUAUACUAGCGGAUCGGACAAAUUAGAUUGGAUAUGUUGUAUGAAAGUCAUACAAAAUACUAGGUGUUUCA